Messenger RNA from Cucumis melo (muskmelon), 801 nucleotides. RefSeq lists its product as uncharacterized. Lineage: Eukaryota; Viridiplantae; Streptophyta; Magnoliopsida; Cucurbitales; Cucurbitaceae. The transcript has 4 exons. Bases 179 to 673 code for a protein of 164 amino acids. The record is from RefSeq and is a predicted model, not a curated record.
AUAGAAAUGAACCUAAAAAUCUGGUCUUUUUAAAAUUUACAUUACAUAGAACUAGAAAUUGCGUUUUGCCAAAAAAAGAAGAGAAAAUAAUCAUCAAAUAAAAAUAUCUCUGAAAAGAUAAGCAGGGACCCAAGAAUUUGGGAACGCCAAGCAACUACACACUGGAGUUCGUUUCUCAAUGGAGCUAACUCUGCCUACCCCCUUGUUUGUCUCCAUCCCCAAGAUCGUUAGGAGUUCUAAACCCAACAACCAUGGCCUUUGCUUGUUGAACUCUAUUCCUCUUUCAGCUGAUAUGAAACUACAAGGAGGAAGAAGAACAUUGACUAUAGCUUCCUCUCUACCUGAAACCGCUGCUUCUGUGGCAAUUGCUGCUACAGUUGUAGGCGCAGCAGCCACCUUCCUUUCCAGAAGAAACAAAGAUUCUGAGGCAGUGGAGGUUCCUUUGAUAACAUGUGAAGAUUGUGGUGGUUCAGGCUUAUGUUCGGAAUGCAAAGGUGAAGGUUUUGUGCUUAAGAAAUUGUCAGAUGAAAAUGCAGAGCGGGCGAGGUUGGCUGCGAAGAAUAUGGCCACUCGAUUCACCGCAGCGCUUCCUAAAAAAUGGAGUUACUGUUCCAAGUGCUCUUCUGCUCGAUCUUGUAGUACUUGUGGUGGCAGUGGGACCUUGAGCUCUUAGAAAUUUCGAUAAAGUGAUGAAUUCUUUACAAAUGUACAUGAGAGUUUAGAUCACAAACGCUGGUUUUAUUGUUUAAAGGAAAUUUGACUUGUUCUUUUAUGAGUUUGCUGAAUCAGUUUAUGGUUAAA